This is a messenger RNA of Effrenium voratum, 775 nucleotides long. NCBI's taxonomy places the organism in Eukaryota, Dinophyceae, Suessiales, Symbiodiniaceae. The record is from the annotation of a GenBank genome assembly.
AGAUUUCGGGGCUCAGCUGGAACGGCGCCCAAGUUUCGGCGACUUCCGUUGAACCCAUGCCGCCUGUGCAAGCCGCCUUCUUCUCCAUUGCCAAGUUGUCUCCGCCUAUCAAACCAGAUGACUCCGUGGGAGACGCCCCCCUGCCCGCUCUUUGGGAGGAGCGGCCCAUGCGAUGCUCCUACCACGACUUCUCGGACGGCAGAGAAUAUCCCGACAUGGCUUUGCGGCCAAAUCGCUUGCUGCACGAGUAUGGCGAGAUGAAGCUCGCUGCAUUCCUCCAGGAUGUGGAGCGCGCGCCGGUGGAUUUAACUCAAGCCGUGCGACAGAAGCGCAGAGAUCUCGAGAAGAGAAGUCGCAGCUCAAGCCCGUCGAGACGGAAGCCCAGCGUGGAGUCCAUGCUGCAAACAUUUUGGCGGCAAUUUUCCAACUAAAACGAACAUCCCCCAGAAAGCCAGGAUCAUCUGAUUGGCGUGAGAGGCGCGAGCGCAGCGGCAGAGCGCAGCGGCCUGACUGGUGUAUAGAUGUCAGACUCGCGCAUGCACGGCUUUGCGCAGGCCUGGUGCUUUUGGCAGAGCUUCACUUUUUUCUCGGUUCACCUGUUUUGAUUCUGCUGUGCUGCCGUUUUUUCAAUUGGGGCCCAGAGGCAAAGAACCAUUUGUUGCGCAGAGCAGCUGGGAAGAGACGUAGGCCGCACCUAACGUGGCCUUUGGAUCAACCCAGAAAAGACAAUAGCCCUCUAGAACGGAGCGGGGCAGGUUCAAACACGCGCAGACCC